AACAGAAUACUUUAGGAUGACAAAACUCACAUUAUACGCAAAAUGAAUGACAUAUCCACUGCACAGAUAGUAAGCAUGGCACAGGAAGACUGUAAAUAGAGGUGUGAAAGCAGUAAAAUGGAUAUGCACACAUGCAUGCCUGCGAACACAAACUGUGCGCCUAUAAGUAAAACAAUGUGUGUUUGAACAGUUACACCUUACUGAGCUAGCAGUUUGUAUUUGUUUAUAGUCAUUUCUAUAGAUAAAAAAAAACACUUGUCACCAAGUGUUUUUGUUUUAAUCUAUUAAUGUCUACAUACAUACAUAACAGGUCUCAUAUAGUUAAAAAAGAAGUUGACCAGCUGCAGGCUCAGCAGCACUUUCAGAUAAGAAGAAUAUGAAAAAUUGUUUGGUUCAUAAGGUUGACUGAUCUUAAUACCUUUAACCAGCUGGUUUGCCAACAUCCAACUUUAUUUUUCAUUAUUUUUUUAUCCUUCUGUAAAUAUUGAAGAGUUAUCAUGUCACUGCAUUAUGAUUAGAUUUGAAUAUAUAUAUUUUUUAAAUUCAGAUGAAUCACAAAAACAGCUGUUUUUUUUUACAGAUGUGUGCUCCUCACAGCGCAGCCACUACAAACGGGAUUUAUAGAAUAUGAUUCUGGACAUAAAACAGAACAUAAAGCAUUUAAAAUGAGCUCAAUCUUUAACAUUUGCAGCAGUAAAAUUAAUCGAGAAAGCAUUUUUCUGCAGAAUAAUAAUUUUUACUUUGGUUAUUUUAUGAACACAAUUUUUCAGAAAUCCAGUUUUAUGUGUACUGAGGUGGGUUUAUUGUUUAGUUUCAUAAAGGAACAGUUUGAAAAAUCCACCACUAAUAAUAAUAACUAGUUUUUGUUAAUAUAGUUUUUAAUUGACUAAAGAAGUAAUACCAUCUUAUUAUUCUUCAGCAGGAAGGAGUGCAGACAUGCAGCACAAAUAGUGUGUUUUAUUGUGAUUUUGUUUGGUGUAUGUGUGUUUUGGGGGCAGUCAUGCACUUCGAUUAGGAGCAUGGUAUCAGCUACCUGAACCAUUCAUGUUAUCGAGCUUGCAAAUACAGCUUAACUUAUUUGAAAGCAAACAUUAAAAAAAUAAAUGUAUAGUACAGCCUGAGGGUUUACAGGCUGUCAGUCUGGGGCCACCCCUACACCUGUGCUAUAGGUUCUCACAAACACUUCAAGUUAGUUUCAGUCUGCCUGACAAGUUGCUUCGUUUAUGCCCUGAGGCUCACGAGACUGCUUUUGUCAUGUGAAUGGAUCUCGUGUGACACAAUCUUUAUAAUAAGGUAUAGAAAAACGAAAACCUUCCUUUAAGCAGCUGCACACAUGUUUUACCACCUUGCCCCACUGAAAAUAUCAGCACCACAUUACUGUGACACUUCGUGUUCGCCUUCUCUGACUUCUGAAACUCAAACUCCAGUCAAAAGUCAGACUUUUGUCCUCAGCUUCUGAAAAUAUCCUCUGCAAGAGCACAGACACACAAAUACAGGAAGACUGUAAAUACAGGUGUGUAAGCAAAAUGGAUAUGCACACAUGCACAAACUGUGCACAGCUAAUAACCUCAAAAACGAAUGCAAACACACUUUGUCAGCAGCUUUCAGUGGAACGUUUUCUGUCCCUGGUCUGUACAAAAAUAUUAAAGUAAAAAACCCCAAUAUGUCAUUCUAACAAUAACGCCUGUGUUACAGUAAAACAGUAUCUUAUCUGAGCAGUGAGCCCUUUUGCUUCAUUUCUGUUCAAGUUUCAUGUCUUUUUUGUGUAUUUCCUGGUUUAUGUGCUUGAUCAGAUCAUUACUUCAGUUUUAAGGUUGAAACCUUUUGGAAGUAAACCUAUGGUGGUUAGAGCUGCAGUGUAUUUUUAGUUUCCUGUGUUUCAGUUUCGACUACUUCCCUCGCGUUCCCUUGUAUCUUGUCAGCGUUUGUCUCGUUAGGCGUGUUAGGCUCGAUGUCAUGCUAUUUUGGCCACUUCCCUUGGACAAAGACACUUGGAAAAAGUCUCUGUUUGGGAUCCCUGUGCUUCUGUUUAAGAGUUUGGAUUUUGCCCCCUGUGUUUAUGGACUUAUUCACUCAACCUAAUUCAUUUUCCAGUUACUGGUUUGUCUGUGAGUCCUGGGUCCAUUUUUUUUCAUGACACUUGCUUCAUGACAGUUAUUGCUGUUAGCUUCCUUAUGGCUAAGACCAGAGUCAUUACUCAGUUGCUGCUGAUAACACUAGUUACGUUCAUUUACAGUUCUUUUACAUAAAAACUGAAUAUUUUAUGCAAAUCCUCACGUCCAUAAUUAUAUAUGGCAGGUACAUUUACAUUGAGUGCCAUAUAUGUCCCCUGAUGGUUCAUUGAGUCGCUGGUGUUACCAUGUGUUUGUUUUUUUGUUACAUCAAAUAAAGUGUGUCAUUCGAUAGUUAUUUUACAUACAUUCAAUUUUGUUACACCUAAAGGUGAAGGAUUACAUCGCUAAACUUCUUUCAAUUUUCUUCGAAUAUUUUCAUUUUUAGAGCAAAUAAAUGGUUGUGGAAAUUCAAUAAAAUAUAAUAUCAGUAUUUCUGUAGAAUGACUCAACACCCUGCUUUUCUUUUACUUGUCCUGUAACACACAUCAGUUCAGCCACCUGACUGCCGCAGAGUCGGGGUGUUUGGUUGAGAUGCUCGAGCGAUGUGUGAAAUCUGAUUACGGUCUUACACAGCUUCUCUCAGCGGCGGGAGGGCGAUCUCUGUUACUGCCGCCUCGCCUGUCCCGUCUGGCCUCCCUCCUCCUGAUAUUCCUCUUCCUCUCUGUGGGACUCUGUCUGCAUCACUACUCUGUAUAAUGGCAGUGUCUGGCCCAGCGGUUAGAGCCUCACAUGUUUUUUUUUUUUCUUGCAAGAGCUGAUGCAAUCUGUUCAGGUGCUGUAGAAAUAAAACUUCAAAGAAAAAGGUGAAAGUUUUUUUUAUGUUCGUGUGGAUAUUGUUUUUUCACUGGAGCAACAAUUUGAAGGAAAAGAAUCUAAUUCAGGUGUCAGUACCUCAAAUAUUACAGGGGUCUUUUGAGGCUAAUACUUAUGCACUGAUGCUACGCAGUGGCACAGGGAGGACAGAAAGUACACAACAACGAGGACAUACAUUUUGGUUUUAAAUAUGAAAGAAGCAUAUUUUAAGAAUUGUCACUUGUGUUUGAUGCGCUUUGAUCUUAUUUGGCAGUUGUAGCAAAUUGUGGAAAAAAGCUAUGCUAGCUAAUUAUGGCUUCGAUCAUAGCAACCAUUUGUCAACCACCGGUUGCUAGGGAAAAAUUGUGUAUUCCCCGACUGAUUGUAAGUGCUUGCUGGAGGUUUCUUGGAAAAACUGGUCACAAAGAGGGUGCUACACCACACAUCUCCUUGCUGUGGCUUUGGUCCAAACAGAUGCAAAGCCUUGGUCACCUGAAGCUUAUGUGAAAGACGCCGACUUGUCUGCAGAGAAGAGAUAAUGCAAGUUAGACCCCUUGAAUUAAAGCUGAAAGUCCGCUCUUUAAUCACAUAUUGAUUGCUUGAUUUAAAACCCACUGUGGUGGUGUACAGACAAAAUUACAGAAUACAUUAUUGCCCAAAUACCAAUAACACCAAGUCCAAAUCCUAUGACACGGCUCGCCUUAUCAAGGUGGAAUCACACAGAGCUUGUCCUCAAUUUUUAAAGUUGCAAUCCUACCAAUUCUUGUAAACGCUGUCUCCCAGUGCAAAUUUGUGACAAUUCACAUUUGCGUUUGAAUUUUGGCCGUAACCGUGCUCCCCUGAAACUUAAAUUUGCAUUUGGUGUGAACAGACCAUUGCAGCUACUGUACAUGUGAGCUACUUCAACAGGAAAGGAAAACCCAAAGCACAACCCUGAGAAUAAUGGAACAGGAAAGUACUGACAUUUUUAAUGUAAUCAUUCAUGACCUGAACAGCACGAGUUUAUUAGGCCCUGACUGUACUGCUAUUGUUUCCCUCUUCCUUCGUUUCGCUGAAAGUGGGCAGACAGACCAAGCGUUCAUCUCACGAGAAAGCUCCUCUGCUUUCCCGUGAAACUGGGAGGACAAAGUCAAACCACAAAGACUUUGUUCGACUUGUACUUUUAUCCUCCUCCAUCAGCUCUGCAACUUGCCUUUGUCUUUUCAAUGACUUUGUGUUUGCAUAUUUUCUCUCCGCUCAACACUUUUUCUCCAUUUGGAUCUCAUCUGUGUGAUCAUCUGCGUGCUGAAUAUCUCGGCUUUUUCUCCUGUUUUGUUUCUGCCAUCAUUGCCUUUAUGUUCGCCUGUGGCGAUGCACUAAUAAAAAGACUCACCUCCGGCACAGUAUGACAAAGGACACUUGCAUUUCUAUAUCAGUAUUAGCUUAGAAGCCUGGGUCAGUUGUUCUUCCCCCUCUGUUCAAAAAAAAUAAGAAGGGUUUUUUUUUUUAUUGUGUUGCCUCGCUUGUUUCCCCCCCUCUACGGUACAUUCUUGCUUCUCUCCACACCAAAGUUUUGCCGCAGGCGGCGUGCCAUCUGCUUUUGACAUUUUCAGAAUAAGGAAAGCUUGUGGGAACAGCCUGUUUAUUGUUCCAUUGUGGUUAAUUAUUCAAACAGCAGCUCUCGGUUCAGAGCGGCCGGUUAUCUGCAGGCACUGCCCCGUGCGAAGCUGGACUGACACUCUGUGCAGAAUUCAAAAUUUGGAAUUCAUCAUUCCGAUGCUGCUUUACUCCAGUCUGGAGGUGACAGUUGGAGCUGAGAGUAGAAUAAGACUCCCUAUUGUUGGUCCGGCAAUUAGUCAGAAGUGCAGAAAUAAGAGUGUAAAUGACAACAAUAGGUCAUCAGUCAAAAUCACAGCAGAGCACCUCCGUGGCACGCUGCCCAUUAUGGGCACAUGUUAUGAUCCAGCAGCAAGUGAUCAGAAAUGAGUUAUUGCACUUUUUGCAAUUUUUCACGUCAAAGUUUGUUUGUUUAUCAUUGUCGGGCAGGGUUUGCUUCAUAUGCAAAAACUGUGAUGUGAAAGUGUUACGAGGCUCCAGAAGGAACUAUUAAAUUGGGUGGGUUAAUUUGCAUAACCAAAUGCAGGACGCAGGGCACAGGAAUGAAACAUUAAUGACUUUUUUAAUGGUGAUAACUUAUAAACUACAAAGUCGAGCGAUAAACAGAGGGAAAAAUCAACAAAUACAAAAACUUCAGCACAAGGAAUCCAGAGUAAGAAAAAACAAAGAGUACUAAUAUAGGGUAUACUCCUCUAUGAGGACACAUGCAGAUUACAACAUAAAGGAAGACGGAGACAAUAUAUAUGUGACCUAUAAGGGUGAGAGUUAACAGGUGGGGAGUUAACACAGCUAAAGACAAUAAAAAGAAGGAGUCUGCAAAAGUUAAAAUUAGAUUUAAGAAGAUAAAGGAGCUUAUACAAAGCAUCAGAAGAAUAUUAAAGAAUUUUAAAAAACAAUGCUUAACAAAAACAAAUGCUACAUUUCAAAGGAUAUAAUAGUAAAUCAUAUUUUAAUGUAAAUCUAUCCAUCGAUCCAUUUUCUUCUGUUUCUGGUUGAGGGGUUGGGUUGGUGCAGCCUAUCCCAGCUGUCAUAGGGCAAGAGGCAAUGCACAGGAUGUCUCAGGGCUAACCACAGAGCUCCUUUGACACAGAGUGACACACAACCAUUCGCACUCACAUUCACACCCAUGAGCAUUUUAGAUUCCCCUGUUAGUCGAACCAUACUAGGCGCAUGUACUUGGACUGCUGGAGUAAGCUGGAGUUUCUGUAGAGGACCCACGCAGAUCAAAUAUGUGGAAGAAGAAGAUAUUCCUGGUCAUCAUUGCCAUCAGUACCAUCAGUCUUCUGCUGCACCAUGGGGGUCACUUGACCUGGACCAUGGAUGCCUUCCACCUCGGUUGUCCAGCCCUGCACUCUCACCCUUACUCCGGCCUGAAGCCUAAGCACAGUAACGUGGUUUUCCUGAAAACCCACAAAACAGCCAGCAGCACCAUGCAGAAUCUGCUCUUCCGCUUUGCAGAGCGCAACAACCUGACGGUGGCGUUACCCAUACAAGCCUGCGGUCACCAGUUCUGCUACCCGCGAUCCUUCACAACUCACUCUGUGCAUCAGCACACGCUACCGCCAAACAUCGUCACCAACCACAUGCGCUUCAAUAAGGCUGAGCUGAAACGACUGAUGCCAAAUGAUACGAUAUACGUCACGAUCCUGAGAGAGCCUGGCUCCAUGUUUGAGUCCUUGUUCAGUUACUAUAACCAGUACUGUCAGAGUUUCAAGAGGGUCCCUAAUGGUUCACUGGAAGCUUUCUUAGAUGAACCCUGGCGCUACUACAAACCAGAGGAGAACUACUCCAUGUAUGCACGUAACACCUUGACCUACGACUUGGGCGGAGACAAAGAUCGCCCAGCGAAAGAUGUCUCUUAUGCAAAAGCUUUUGUAGCACAGGUAGAGCGAGUGUUCUCCCUGGUGAUGAUCUCUGAGUACUUUGAUGAAUCUCUGGUUCUACUUCGACACCUCCUUUCCUGGGAUCUGGAUGACAUUUUGUAUGUUAAGCUCAACAUGCGGACGCCAAGUUCCAAGCAGGGCCUGACUGAUGAUCUUCGCAAAAAGAUCCGUGCCUGGAAUUCCUUAGAUGCCCAGCUCUAUGAUCACUUUAACGCCUCACUGUGGCGUCAAAUCUCUGCUGUGGGUCCAGCCUGUGUGGCGAGGGAGGUGCGCCUCCUUCGUGAGGCCCAGGAGAAGCUGAUGAAAAGGUGUUUCGGUGAAGGCAUGCCGCUUGUUCGUUCAGCUGCUGAAAUCAAAAACAAGGAGCUCCGCCCCUGGCAGCCUAGCGGCAAAGUCGACAUAGUCGGUUAUGACCUCCCUGUAAAUAUUACCCAAAGCUUCUCGAGCCAGGACCAGGAGCUCUGCCUGAGGCUCAUCAUGCCGGAAGUCCAGUACACAAAGAUGCUCCUACGUUCCCAGUUACUGCGGUACCGUCUGACCUCUCAGGCUCGGCCUCAGCAGCAGUCACACUCCUUCCAGCAGCCUGUACGCACAACCCUGCUUAGACAUCCAGCCCACCGCAGCCAGCCACCAGUGCCUGCUGCUGCAACCCCUGCCUCAGGAACUGGAAUCAACUCAAAGACUGCUGCAGGAACUCGAGGUCGGACAAAUAAGCAAGGGGCAAAACCCUCACAAACUCAGUCCUCAUAGGCUGGAAAACUCCUCAUAGACUUGAAAAUUAUCCGAGUGCCCAACAAACUGCAUUGUUUAACUCAUCGUGACCCAUGAGACUACGAUUGUUGGCUGGUCUGGGGUUUUUGGGGGAAUAAGGCUAUCCUUGAGAAAUGCCUGGGUUUAUCUUGAAUUAGAGUAUCCCCUCUUCCUUCUAUGUGUGUUUGGUUUGACAUGAAAAUAAAUUAGGAAAAAGGGGAUUGGACAUACUUGGACUUGAAUUUUAAUCUUUCUCCUUUCCGAUCCAUCAGACCUUAUCAGGGUGGGAAGGCACAAAAGCUGGAGGAACACUGGGAGGGAAGUUUAACCCAGCUGUACACCUCUGCAGCCCUGACUGCAGUGGAUAUGAGAGGGUUUCGGAUGAAAGUGGUUCUUUGAAGGAAAUCUGUUUCAUGCGACUGGGAGUCAAUAGAGAAGUGGCGAUAUCGGGUCUAUUGUGCAGCACAGAGUGUGCUUUGUGUGUAUCACACUGGGAUAGUAUCAUGUUACUUGUGUUUGUUCUCCGUUUCUCAAGCUCUCAUUCGCUCUCUCUCUUUCCUAACAUAUGCCACUUAAAGUCCUUGAGGAGACAUAAUGACAUAAAGGGAUCGGCUGUCAGGCCUCCGAAGAGCCUCCUAAGAGGCCAGACAGACACUGAGAUCAACUCACAACCAUUAACGUGACAGCACAAAACAACUCUUCCUUCUUUGGCCUUUUUUUUUCUUACUGACUCUAGAGUUGAAAUCAGUGAAGGGACGGGGGGAUAAAAAGGCCAGAGAGAUGGAGACCUUAUCCUGAGGGUAAGCCUAAAAACUGCUGGAUACUCAAUUUGGCCAUACAAGUCCCACAGAGACUGAGCACAUGUAUGAAGCCUGUGUCUCGUCAGCUUUUUGACCUCCCUUUCUUCCUUCUAAGGUCCUUCUCUGCCUUCACCACCCUGUCAAUACUGCUGUUGCCCUCUGGGCAGGCUCUCCAUCCACCAAGAAGCACUAACAUCUUUUUUUCUCCAACCCCUGGUACUUCAUCGAACAGCCAGACAAGAUCACACCUCACCUUGUGGAGACUCAGUUAAGGUGAUGCUUCUGGAUGUGGGGAUUUACUGUAAAGCUUGGGCGUUAUUGCAAUAAGAUCUCCAGGCCCUUCGCCCUGAAUAUGAAAGGCAUGGAUUUAAUAACCUACCAGCAACCCUGUGCCGCAUAUACAAUAAUUAAACACACUGGCACAAAUAAAAACAUCAAACUCCUUGAUGGGACAAAGACUUGAAGCCUGUGGAUCGUGGCGCUUGAAUAUUUAAUCAUCUCCUCUCACAGGCCGCCUAUGGCCCGGGUUCUAGGGUUACACGGCUGUACGUUGUCAUUAAGGACAUGUUCAACCAGGUGAAAGCUGCUCAAUCCGAACCCUGAAGCACAGAAAGACAAAGGGAGAGCGUUAAUGCACGAUCCUUAAAGCCUCUUAAAGCAGCUGGGCCGACUGGGGUCUUAAAGAGUCUUCAUUUAUCUCGGCUGUGAUCCAUUUUUAAUGCUUUCUGCUCAUAUUUAAUGUGUCAUUUAUGUUCUUUUAUUACUCUGGUGAUCGGUAGGGUGCUGCUGAGGAAGCGAAGGAACAAUAUAGUUGUGUGAGAGUAUGUGUUUGAGCCAAGAAAUGUCUCCCGGCUCAUGUCGGGGGUUUUUUUUGGUUUUUUUUUUUUUUGGCCUGCAAGAUUUAUUAAACUAUGUAUUAUUUAUGAUCGGGACUUAAAGAGCCCCAUUACUGUAUUUUAACUGGUAUUUUUCAUGAAUCACUGGAUGAAAACUGCUUUUCCAUCGAUUUGGUGGUUCGUGGUGUGCACGGCUUACCACUUCAGGCAGCAGAGAUGGAACAAGGCAUGUGGAAACGGUUUAAAAUAUUAAUUCUGUACAUGUUAUACAUAAUGCAAAACUACAACAAACUGCACAUCGAACCUACUUUAGUGGCUUCAGAAUUAAUCUCCCAUUCAGCAGAGCUAAGUACUUAACCACACUACGUGUUUGUGGUUUGAGUGUGUCAAACCACAGGUAACAAUAAUAAUAAAAUAGACACACACAGCUGCUGCUCAGAAAUAAAAAGCAAUGAAGCCAUCAGGCCACAGACGCGAGGAGAGGAUGCACGGUUCUAUGAAGUAGCUGUGAGAAUCUGAAUGUGUGCAAUGCAUGAUAGUUUUUAUUUAUUAGACAUGUGAAAUGUCUUCAGAUAUGUGUAAAAACCUUUUCAGGUUACAUGCACUGUAAAACAUGGGCAAACAUGAAGAAGGCUGUGGUUUUGUAUUUUCUUGCUCCCAUGAAAAGACCAAAACCAGCAAUAUGUAAAUUGGUCUGCCAACUUCCUGCUGUGAAAGCACACCACAACUCCCUAAAGAAGGCUCAGUACUGAGCAAAAGUCUAGAGUCACCCUGUAUUUCUUUAUAUGUUGUUAGAAAAAUGGGAAAUAGGUACGACGAUUUAUUGAAACAUAUGUAUACAAACAUGGUAAUGCAGCGCGUACAAUUGUAAUGAGCUUGAAAGUCGGCGUUGGUAGGACCACCUUUAUUCUUCAGCACAGUCUGAACUCUCUUAGGCAGCUUUCUUGUUAUUGCUUUAAGUAGUCUUCAGGAAUAGUUUUCCAGGCUUCUUGAAGGACAUUCAAAACAUUCGCUGCUGUAAUGCAGCUCCCAACCAUGAAAGAGCCUUCACCGUGUUUUACAGACACCAGAACUGCUGCCACUGAUUUUCAGUCUUGUGUAGUUUGGCACACCUCAACCAUCUUUCCACUGAGACCAUUUCUGAUGAAGCUUCAGUGAACAUCAGAUGCAUGAGCUGAAGGUCCAGAUCCAUCUCUCAGGUCCUGUGUCAGGUCUUUGCUGGAUUCUUUCCUGUUUCUUAAGGACAUGAUCUUCAGAUACUGUUAAUCUGUUGUAGAUAGCUGUUUUUGGCCUGACACCCCUUUGGUUCUCAAUUUGUUCAGACACAAUCCAUUAAAACUGACCAGCUACAAGCACAGGACUGAAAAGCAGCAAUUGUCCAAAGAAAAGCUUUGAAAGAAGCUCAGAAAGCCUGGAGAACUAUUGCUCUUGCAUCAUUUUAAAGCCAUAGGAAGGAAAAGAGAUGAAGAUUGGCUCCAAACAUUUGCACAGUACUGUACAGUAGUACAGUUUGACUCAGUGAGUGUGUUUCAGAUAUUUUUGGACAACAAAGGCACUGGAGACAUCAAACUUGAUUGAUUAUAUGUCGUAAGAGCAAUGUGUUGUUGGCUUUUUCAGUAACAUACGGAGUAUCAGCAGCCUUAUCCUUUACCAAAGCAUGGCUUCUCAAAAUCUUUGGGUCCUGGGACUCCUUAAAGAGGAGAAUAUUUUCCAAACAUCCACCUCCAAUCCUAACACCGGGUUAGCUAAUUUGGAUUAAGCAUUAGAUGAAAAGCUGACUGACUCACGCAUGUGUUCACUAACUCAAUAGUUGGCUAGUAAAUCCAGCUUUGCAUUAGCAAGACCACUUUGACUCUUGGAGUUUCUACUGGUCCAAAAUAAAGGACAAUAAAUAGCUAAUAGCAUAAAUUUAUCUACUUAGCAAUUCCUUACUUGCUAAGAUGUUGUUACUCCGGACCUCUGAGACGUCCUCAGAUCCCACUCUGCGAUCCACGGCUGUAAAGGAGCUGGCAGCUGAUGCUGACUUUCAUCAUUUUCCCCCAAACAAACAAAAACCAUGACUGUGAAUGCAACUCCGAAAUUGCUUAAAGCACCUGUGAAUCUGCUAAUAUUAAACAAAUGAUACAUUAUCAAAAGUAUUUGCAUUAAUUUUAAAUAUAGACCAAAAAAAAUGAAUGAAAAUUGUUUUAUGUAUUUAUUUAUUUAUUGAACUGAACCAUGUUUGUUUUUCAUGCUUUGCAAAAAGGACGAAAAACCUGGUGUUAGAUUUGAUCUAACCGAUAAAGACCGACUGACAGUUUGGAAUAAAAAAAAGUAAUUAUCCUCUUUCUUUUUCAGUGAAACUAUACAUUUAUACAUAUUUCUGCAAUUUUGGACACUUUGGGUCUCUACAGAGGUUUCUGAUAGUCGAAUGUAGUUUUUUUUCUUUUACGUGAACUUUCAACGUAUGUUUGCAUCCGUUAAAUAAAAAAUUAAACGCGAGCAUCUGCAAACGGUCUUCUUCAGAUUUCUAUAUCUGACUGUGAUUCAGAUGAAGAACGUGUUUCCUGUCGACCGUUCAUUUGAGAGCCUGCUCCGAGUGGCUGUAAGCGCUCUUUUGAUUGUACAAGACGUUUGCUCGGCUGUUCUGCUUCGUGUCAGAGUGUUUCACUAAUAGUCCUGCUGUCAUGUCUAAAGUGUCGGCUAUUCUUUCUUGGGUUAUGCCAGAGGGGCUGUGAAAAUGGUACGCUAAAAAACAAAACAAAAAAACCUCAUCAUCUCCACAUUAGCUGGCCCCUCUUUUCUUGUGAGGGAGAAAUGUGAAGCUGCUUUAAAAAAAAACAAAAAAACUGGAACAUGAAAGCCUUGUGGGAUCAGAGCAUUUUUUUUGUGUGUACCUGCUGAGCUUUUAUGUGUCACAGGGAAGUAAACAUAAACUGCAUUGUUGCCCACUGUCCUCUUUGAUGUGCACAUUAUGUUUUGGGAGGGGGUUAUCUGUGAACUGAGAAGAAUGAGCGAGUUUUUUGUUUUUUUUUUGUAAUUCUGUGAAUAUUUGGAUAAUGUUGGGUGGGUGAUACAGCUCAGAAGACAAUCAGAGCUAGGGGCCCCAAAGCUUUGUAAUGAUGGUUGAUGAGCAGGAUGAAUAAAGUUUGAACGAUUUCAAUUCACCUGCGAGUGAGUGUCUUUUGACUCUGCCGCUUUUUCGGUGAGAUUUAUUCAGAUAUGCGGACACUUGAAUUAUUCUGGAUAUCACAGCAACACACACACACACUCUUCAUCAGCGGUGAAACAUAACACACGGUGACAGUCGCUCAAUUAAGAUUCAGAUACUAAACGGUUUCUAUUUCCCUGAAGACUGAAACCAGACUUUUCAGGCUGCAAUCAGUCUUUGGAAAUUACCUCCAGUUAGCACGCCCGCCUAAAUGAAUGAACAAAUUGCUUCUCAGAAGGACAAAAACAAAAUGCAGAGCGGCGUGUGUUUGAUAUGACUGCGAUUGAAGCAAUCACCAUGCUGUGUCCCACUCCGCCGGCCUGUCAUUAUGGCCUGCUGUUGCCAUGGCUUUGGCUGCUAAGAGGUGGCCCUCCGGAGUCUCGUCGCUUCUCUCGUUUUUUUCUCUAACACGGCGGCAGCCCUUCUGUUUGUUUCUCUAUCAUAACCUGCCAUAACCUGGCCUCCAACCAUGCGCAUAAUUACAGUAAUUAUGCUAACUGUAAUAAUAAAAACAUAGAAUGAAAUGACCACAGGAGAAAUAUAUUUCCUUCACCACUCCAUCUACUUUUUUCUAAAGCAAACUUAUUGUCAGAGGAUGUGCAGCGAGGGCCUAUAACAGCUGUAAACAGCUGUUUAACAAAUGCUCCGCUCUCUUUAUGUGUCAGAUGUAUUUAUGCCUGAGCAGCUGGGGUCUCUGAUGCGUGAAAUUCACUUCAGCUUAUAUAAAUGACUCUAUUAAUUGAGAAUGUACCCUAAUGUAUUUGGCGGAUUGUUUCAUUACCUCUGCCAAGGAGGUCGUGUUUUUGGUAGCAUGUCAGCCUGUAAACAUGGUAGCUCGAAACGUUUUGAAGUAAUCCUGAUAAAACUUUGUAGGGGUGUAGACUCGGGUCAGGUUAGUCAUC
Molecule: messenger RNA, 12863 nt
Organism: Haplochromis burtoni (Burton's mouthbrooder)
Lineage: Eukaryota; Metazoa; Chordata; Actinopteri; Cichliformes; Cichlidae
Gene: gal3st3
Product: galactose-3-O-sulfotransferase 3
Exons: 3
Coding region: 5732-7135 (467 amino acids)
Biological process (GO): glycolipid biosynthetic process
Cellular component (GO): membrane
Molecular function (GO): galactosylceramide sulfotransferase activity
Source: RefSeq, a predicted model, not a curated record